AUGGACCUCAGCACUCGGGAGGACGUGGCAAAUGGAACAAGUGUGGAAGAAUUCAUCCUUCUUGACUUCCCAGGCACAUGGCAUUUCCGAGUCUCCCUUGUGGUGGUGUUUGCACUGACAUACUCCCUGACAGUCACAGGCAACACAUCCAUCAUAGCCCUCGUGUGGAUAACAGGAACCUCCAUACCCCAAUGUACUUUCUUCCUCUGUUAUCUCUCCUUUCUGGAGAUCUGGUACGCUACAGGUGUUGUUCCCAAAGCCAUUGGAGUCAUGCUGGGGACAAACCAGACCAUCUCCUUCAGUGUCUGCAUUCUCCAGUUGUUCUUUCUUCUCUCUUUAGGCUCCACCGAGUGUUUUCUCCUGUCUGCCCUGGCCUAUGACCGCUACUUGGCCAUAUGUUACCCCCUGAGAUACAGCUCCCUCAUGAACAGUGUCCUCUCUGCUUGGCUGGUGCUCAGCUCCUGGCUGGGAGGAUUUCUGGCCAUCUCACCGCUGGCCUUUCUGAAAGCCAGGCUGACAUUCUGUGGGCCAGAUGUCAUCAGUCAUUCCACCUGUGAUAUAGAUUCUUGCCUUGCUCUCUCCUGCAGUGACACAUGCCCUGUGGAGCUGGCAACCUUCCUUAUCUCUAUAAUUGUUGUGGUAGCCACCUGUGUAGUCACUCUGGUCUCCUACAUAUGCACCAUCUCUUCCAUCCUGAGAAUCCAAUCAGCCCAUGGCCGGAAAAAAGCCUUUUCCACUUGCUCUGCCCACCUGAGUGUUGUCACAAUCUGGUUUGGCUCUGCCAUAUUCCCAUAUGUCAAACCAUCGACCCAGAACUCCCUGGAUCUGAACAAACUUGUGAAUACCUUUAACACAGUUGUAACUCCUUUGUUGAACCCCUUCAUCUCCACACCCAGGAAUACAGAAGAGAAGCAAGCUCUGAGGAGGUUUUUCCAGGAAAACUGGAAUUUCAAAGGGCCUCAUUGA
Messenger RNA from Calypte anna (Anna's hummingbird), 966 nucleotides. Its product is annotated as olfactory receptor 6F1-like. Gene Ontology annotation, cellular component: membrane. NCBI's taxonomy places the organism in Eukaryota, Metazoa, Chordata, Aves, Apodiformes, Trochilidae. Gene Ontology annotation, biological process: G protein-coupled receptor signaling pathway. The transcript has a single exon. The record is from RefSeq and is a predicted model, not a curated record. Bases 1 to 966 code for a protein of 321 amino acids. Gene Ontology annotation, molecular function: olfactory receptor activity; G protein-coupled receptor activity.